AUGGACGUGGAUAUUCUCUUUGGUGAUUCUGAUGUUGAUGCGGAGUCAGUUGAGCCGGUGGCUGUGAACGAUGGGCCGACUGUGCCCUCGAUGGGCGCAGAGGGAAGGCCUCGGGCGACGCAGCUCGCUAUCUCGAUCAGCCCCGCGACCACCCAAGGCCGGCUAAUAAUACCCCGGGCCCCGCUGGCGCCUCCUGGGCGCGGCGUUGCCACGUCGCCCCGGCCCAUCCCGAACAUCCGGGACGCUCCUGACGGGCGGCGCAACUCCGCAGGCGGAACCCUUCCGCCCGGCCUACUGACCGGGACCGCCUCGCUAGACAGCAUUCCACCAGGCCUACUGCCCGGGACCGCCUCGCUAGACAGCCUUCCACCCGGUCUACUGCCCGGGACCGCCUCGCUAGACAGCCUUCCGCCCGGCCUACUGCCCGGGACCGCCUCGCUAGACAGCCUUCCGCCCGGCCUACUGCCCGUGACCGCCUCGCUAGACAGCCUUCCGCCCGGCCUACUGACCGGGACCGCCUCGCUAGACAGCCUUCCGCCCGGCCUACUGACCGGGACCGCCUCGCUAGACGGCAUUCCACCAGGCCUACUGCCCGGGACCGCCUCGCUAGACAGCCUUCCACCCGGUCUACUGCCCGGGACCGCCUCGCUAGACAGCCUUCCGCCCGGCCUACUGCCCGGGACCGCCUCGCUAGACGGCAUUCCACCAGGCCUACUGCCCGGGACCGCCUCGCUAGACAGCCUUCCACCCGGCCUACUGACCGGGACCGCCUCGCUAGACAGCCUUCCGCCCGGCCUACUGCCCGUGACCGCCUCGCUAGACGGCCUUCCGCCCGGCCUACUGACCGGGACCGCCUCGCUAGACGGCAUUCCACCAGGACUACUGCCCGGGACCGCCUCGCUAGACAGCCUUCCACCCGGUCUACUGCCCGGGACCGCCUCGCUAGACAGCCUUCCGCCCGGCCUACUGACCGGGACCGCCUCGCUAGACGGCAUUCCACCAGGCCUACUGCCCGGGACCGCCUCGCUAGGCAGCCUUCCACCCGGCCUACUGACCGGGACCGCCUCGCUAGACAGCCUUCCGCCCGGCCUACUGCCCGUGACCGCCUCGCUAGACAGCCUUCCGCCCGGCCUACUGACCGGGACCGCCUCGCUAGACAGCCUUCCGCCCGGCCUACUGACCGGGACCGCCUCGCUAGACGGCAUUCCACCAGGCCUACUGCCCGGGACCGCCUCGCUAGACAGCCUUCCACCCGGUCUACUGCCCGGGACCGCCUCGCUAGACAGCCUUCCGCCCGGCCUACUGCCCGGGACCGCCUCGCUAGACAGCCUUCCGCCCGGCCUACUGCCCGUGACCGCCUCGCUAGACAGCCUUCCGCCCGGCCUACUGCCCGGGACCGCCUCGCUAGACAGCCUUCCGCCCGGCCUACUGCCCGUGACCGCCUCGCUAGACAGCCUUCCGCCCGGCCUACUGCCCGUGACCGCCUCGCUAGACAGCCUUCCGUCCGGCCUACUGCCCGGGACCGCCUCGCUAGACAGCCUUCCGCCCGGCCUACUGCCCGUGACCGCCUCGCUAGACAGCCUUCCGCCCGGCCUACUGACCGGGACCGCCUCGCUAGACAGCCUUCCGCCCGGCCUACUGCCCGUGACCGCCUCGCUAGACAGCCUUCCGCCCGGCCUACUGCCCGGGACCGCCUCGCUAGACAGCCUUCCGCCCGGCCUACUGCCCGGGACCGCCUCGCUAGACAGCCUUCCGCCCGGCCUACUGCCCGUGACCGCCUCGCUAGACAGCCUUCCGUCCGGCCUACUGCCCGGGACCGCCUCGCUAGACAGCAUUCCGCCCGGCCUACUGCCCCCUUCCACCCGGUCUACUGCCCGGGACCGCAUCGCUAGACAGCCUUCCGCCCGGCCUACUCCCCGGGACCACCUCGCUAGACAGCAUUCCGCCCGGCCUACUGCCCGGGACCGCCUCGCUAGACAGCCUUCCACCCGGUCUACUGCCCGGGACCGCCUCGCUAGACAGCCUUCCACCCGACAGCCUUCCACCCGGUCUACUGCCCGGGACCGCCUCGCUAGACAGCCUUCCACCCGGUCUACUGCCCGGGACCACCUCGCUAGACAGCCUUCCACCCGGUCUACUGCCCGGGACCGCCUUUCAAGACCUGAGCCCCCGGGCAAGCCGGAAGGGCCGGCUGCGGGCGCCAGACAGCGCCGCCGGUCUUCGCGCGGGGCAGCUGCCGCGCCCUUGUCUCGCCGCGGCCAUGAUGCCAGCUGCCGGCGGUAG
This is a messenger RNA of Bacillus rossius redtenbacheri, 2283 nucleotides long. RefSeq lists its product as uncharacterized. NCBI's taxonomy places the organism in Eukaryota, Metazoa, Arthropoda, Insecta, Phasmatodea, Bacillidae. The transcript has 6 exons. The record is from RefSeq and is a predicted model, not a curated record. The coding region runs from base 1 to 2283 and encodes 760 amino acids.